GGUUUCCCAAAGUUUUGAACUUGUUUGAUUUUCGUGUCUCAGUUGUGCAAGAUUCAGGUACCCUUGAUCCGUACGCAGAUGAUUCUGUACACUGCACUAGGAAAAUGGUGACUGAUUUUAAAUUCUUUAAGCUGAACCGACAGCUGCGUGCUUGGGAGGAGGUUAAGAGUUUUGGAAGAUUAGAUGGUGUCAGGGGAAAUCUAGGCGAUACAUUUUUCGGUGUAUUUAACCUAGUGGAUAGGAAGGGAGGGCCGCUGGCAUCAUAUCCUGGAUAUUCUAAGAUAUUCUGGCCACCGCCAGCUUGGCUGCAGUCAGGUCCAUCCUCUUCAAUUGUAAUUAGAGGAGAGAUGGGAAAGAACAAUAAGAGAAAGAAAGAAAGAAGGAAAUCCCCAAUUGUAGAUUGCCUUUUGAUGCUACAAGCCUCGGGCAUACACAUAAAAGGGUAUAAACAAGGCGGUGUGUUUAGAUUCAGUCACUCUGUCUUUGCUAGAAGCAAAUCUGUGAAACCUCCCCCUUUACCCAUAGCAUAUGAGCUUUUUAUAUGCCAACAUAUGCUUCUUCGUUUUGUUUUCAUCUUUGAUACUAGUUCUUAUUGGCAUGUAUGGCCUGUAUAGAAGUCUUGGCAUAUGGGGUAGGCGGUUCUUUAGCUUUGUACAUAUUACACGGCUUGUUUAGUUAAUGAAAGUAUUUCUAUUUG
This is a messenger RNA of Rubroshorea leprosula, 697 nucleotides long. NCBI's taxonomy places the organism in Eukaryota, Viridiplantae, Streptophyta, Magnoliopsida, Malvales, Dipterocarpaceae. The record is from the annotation of a GenBank genome assembly.